Monosiga brevicollis MX1 is the source of this 1506-nucleotide messenger RNA. RefSeq lists its product as uncharacterized. Lineage: Eukaryota; Choanoflagellata; Craspedida; Salpingoecidae. Bases 109 to 1341 code for a protein of 410 amino acids. Gene Ontology annotation, cellular component: lysosome. The transcript is spliced from 8 exons. The record is from RefSeq and is a predicted model, not a curated record.
CUGAUGCUGGGUGUUUUGUUGGUUUUGUAGAGGGAGGAAGUACAGGUCAGCAGGUGAUUUGUUGGCGUCGUGCAUCGGGUGACACGCAGCGUCUGGCGCCUGGCUGAGAUGAAGGCUUCUCCGACGCUCUGGUUUGCCCUCGCCGCCCUGGCCAUGACGGCGCAGGGUGGCUGGGUCCGUAAUCCAGGACGGCCGGCCGAUAUGACCACCUCGGUUGAAAUUGCCAUGGGCUCGCUUGAUGCGCAACCUGGCACCCUUUUUUUGGCCGUCGCCAGCCAAGACUUUACCUACUUUGCCCUCAACUUUGACGAUCACGUCGAUCCGGGGGCCGUCGCCAUCAAUUGGACCCUUUUCCGCAAUCCCACCAUCACCCCCGCCCUCGUGGCCGAGGCCAUCACCAUCAAGUCUGGCAAUCGGCUGCAGUACGGCCAAGCCUUUGUUCUCGACGCCCUGCUCGAGUUUAACGAUACCAAGGUCGAAGCUUUGCAUCGUGAAAUGCCCCUGAGCUUGCGCUCGAGUGCGUGGACCGUAAAGCCGGGCGCCACCUCCGACACCCUCACCUUCAACACCUCUUUCACGCGCGACUGCAGCGUGAACGUCUCGCUGCUUAUGCACACGGGCAAGGGUUACGCAGCAGUGGCGCCUGCCAUCCCAAUCAUGCCCAAUGCUUCGGAUAUCAACCUCAUCCUCUUGGGUUGCAAUGCGACAAUCAAGAACUCGCGCUUUGGCACCCGCAACCAUGUCUACACCAGUCGCACGGUCCGAUCUACGAUCGCCCCACUCUCUCGCGAAAGGCACUUUUCGAAUCUUAUGCCGUUCCUCCAAACCGUCUUGGCAACUGACAUGAAGCUCAAGACGGAAAUGAGCAUCGAUGACGAGCACUCCCCCGCUGUCUUCAAGCUGUCCAUCCUUGGCACGGAAAAGGCUCCUCAGGCUCCCAGUAACCAGGUUACUCAUGGCUACCUUGCUUUCAAGCCAGUUGUCUACGGCUCGGCCAGCCGUGGCAGUAGCAACAUGACCUCAGUCCAAACCAACGUCUCCUCGCUUGUUCCUGUGGACAAUGCCACCCUGCCGUCUUCUCUCUUUGGUGGGGCUGGGGAAGGCAGCGAGCUAAUCUUGUUGUUCGGCAGCAAGGGCGAUGGGUGGGAGAAUGCCUCGUCAUAUUACAUGAGCGCCGUUCUGGGCACGGGAGACCAUGGUUCAAAUCAGUUUAGCUUUGCUCUUCUCAUGACCACCAUCGUCAGCUUCGGUGUUCCCUUCAUUGCGUUCAUUGUGGGCGGAGUCUACGCCGUGUGGAAGCGCUCACGCCUCCAGCGAGCCAACUAUCACCAAAUCAACUAGGUCUUGGUUUUUCUUCCCCUCUCGUGCAGGUGCUCCUUGUUUGCCUUUGCUCUGUGGCCGCGGGUUCCUUUGUCGGCGGCUCGCCCUGCGUGUUUCCUAGUCAUUUCGGAUUCUAGAGCCCUUCUUCUUUUUUUUUCCGUUACUUCACUCCCCUCGUUUUCCGCU